AUGGUCGUUUUAGACAGAAAGCUAUUAGAAAGGUUAACUUCUCGUAAGGUUCCAUUGCAAGAGCUAGAAGAUAUGGAAAAACGAUGCUUUUUAGCCACAUUCUCACAUCAAGAUGCCUUUGAUUUAGGAAGUUAUGUAAGAAACGCAGUUAAAGAGAACUUUCCAGAAAAGCCAGUUGCUAUUGAUAUCUCUCUGCCAAAUGGACAUUGCUUAUUUCGUACAGUAACAUACGGUGGGAGUGCAUUGGAUAAUGAUUUUUGGAUUCAAAGAAAGAAAAAGACAGCAAUUAGAUUCGGACAUUCCAGUUUCUACAUGGGUUGCAAGAAAGGGGAUAAAACACCUGAAGAAAAAUUCUUUGUAGAUUCAAAGGAAUACGCCUUUCACGGGGGUGCUGUCUUGAUACAGUCAGAAAAAAGUGACUACCCCUACGCCUGCUUAACUAUUAGCGGAUUGAAGCAAGAAGAAGAUCACCUAAUGGCGGUUACCUCUCUAGUUGCUUUCGCCAAUGAAAGUUUAGAAGAAGAUCUAAAUCUGGACUAA
This is a messenger RNA of Saccharomyces eubayanus, 540 nucleotides long. RefSeq lists its product as uncharacterized. Bases 1 to 540 code for a protein of 179 amino acids. The transcript has a single exon. Lineage: Eukaryota; Fungi; Ascomycota; Saccharomycetes; Saccharomycetales; Saccharomycetaceae. Gene Ontology annotation, cellular component: TRC complex. Gene Ontology annotation, biological process: post-translational protein targeting to endoplasmic reticulum membrane. The record is from RefSeq and is a predicted model, not a curated record.